Messenger RNA from Cotesia congregata, 444 nucleotides. Lineage: Eukaryota; Metazoa; Arthropoda; Insecta; Hymenoptera; Braconidae. The record is from the annotation of a GenBank genome assembly.
AUGGCGGGAUCCUUGGAGAUAAAAAUCCUGCUGUCGAGGCACAAGUCCUCGCUGCUGCAAGAAUUAAAUUCGACGGACCUGCUGAGUGUGCUAGUGAAACGCGGAGUUAUUACUGACGUUGACAAGGACGCGGUUGCCGGGAACCCGGAGCAGACCGUCAACGCGGACAUCGAUUUAUUUAUCGACAUCAUCGGCGCUAAGGGCUUUGAUGCCUUCAGGGAAUUUUGCUUCGCUCUUGAGGCAGAGUGUCCUCAUGUCUUGACUGACCUCCUGGUGGAUCAGCACAGCGUCACUGGUGAGUAUCAACCAAAUGAAAACAAGGAACCAAAAGAAGAAACAAAGAACGAGGAAAAAAAUAGCAGGGAAAAUUCAUUAGUUAUCGUUGAAGACGAAGAUACCAAAAAUCCGGAUAUUAUUUACAAUGAUGAAGAUAGUUCUAAAGAU